Molecule: messenger RNA, 1986 nt
Organism: Ilex paraguariensis (yerba mate)
Lineage: Eukaryota; Viridiplantae; Streptophyta; Magnoliopsida; Aquifoliales; Aquifoliaceae
Source: the annotation of a GenBank genome assembly
AGAGUCUCAGAGGGUAAAGAAUCUCAAGUUACAGAGAGAGAGAGAGAGAGAGAGAGAGAGGGAGAGAGAGGGAUCAUAAACCAGAAGGUAGAAGUAGAGCGGUAGAAGUUUCUGGGCAUGGCGGAUGAAUUUCAGCUUGGCAGUGGAAACUGGUGGGAUUCACCAAGAAGCAGGUUUGAAAGUGGAUCGACUCCAUCAACUACGACAACAAAUAGCUUAGUAAGAUUUGGAUGGCCGACAGAAAUAGUGGAUAUCAAAGCAACGUCAUCAAUCGAUUCCGUGUCAGAUUCUCGGAGCUCAAUUGUUUUCCAAGAUACCCAGAAGCUGCAAGUGCCUGAUCCCAACUUGAUUGGUUUAGGCCUUUCAUCUCAAGGAAUGGAUUGGAACCAAGCUCUACUUAGGGGUGAAAAAUCUGAGAGUAGUUUUCGGUCGAUGCUUCAAGAAGACUUAAACUCGAACACAAGUUUUCAGCAAGAAGGUGGGAUAUCAUCUUCUCAAGUACAGUGGAGACAGAAAAUGUAUUCUGCAAGUUCUGAGGACUCCUCCAUGAACGAGUUCAAGCAAAUUAACAGAGGUUUAACAUUAGAUCAACCACAGUACAGUUCUCAUAUCAGCUCAAGCGACAGUACUAUAACAUGUCAAGGCUUACAAACUAGUUUUCAGAUGGAUUCAGCCAUGUAUGGAAGUCCUUCAACUAUGUUUCAGGGAUUAUUAGGAUCUGAUAACCAGCAACAACAAUCGAAUUUCGAGAGCAGAACGAUGAAUUAUUCGUAUCCAUCUAGCUAUGGAAUGAACUCUGCUGAAGCCAUGCCUUCUAGUUCUUGGUCUAAAUUUCCCCAGUUUCUCAGAAGUUCACCUCCAAAACAAGCACCUCAUAGCCAGUUACACUUCUCCAACAACGCUCCGUUUUGGAAUGCUUCCACAGCCCCCAUGAACGAUGCUCGACCGAGCUUUUUCCCAGCGUUACAAACGAAAUUUCCGACGACAAACUUUGAUGAAAAACCAAAGAAUACAUCAGAAGUUCGGGACUUGGGCACAGUGGUGAAGAAAAGCAGCAGUGAACCAUCAAAUAAAAGGCCUCGUAAUGAAACCCCAUCACCUUUGCCAGCUUUUAAGGUUAGGAAAGAGAAGAUGGGGGACAGAAUCACUGCAUUGCAACAAUUGGUUUCGCCUUUCGGAAAGACCGAUACUGCCUCAGUGCUCUCUGAAGCUAUUGAAUACAUCAAGUUCCUCCAUGAACAAGUUUUAAGCACUCCUUACAUGAAAAGUGGAGCUUCCAUACAGCACCACCAGAAGUCUGAUAAAUCCAAUGAUCCUGAAGGACCCAAGCAAGAUCUUAGAAGUCGAGGACUAUGUCUGGUACCCGUUUCGAGCACCUUCCCUGUCACUCAUGAAACAGUUGAUUUUUGGAACCCUACUUUUGGAGGAACUUUCAGAUAAAGAUGGCGAAGAAGCAAGCGAUAUUUGGGCAUGGAGCUGAUUCUAUGAAAUGCAACUAGAAACACAUCAAACCCUAGCCAAGAGGGAACGACGACUUAGAAAACUCUGUGUUAUGAUUGUACAAUAAUCAAACGAGAAAGAAAUAAUAGGGCGCUAUUGUUGGACAACCUUCACACAAAAAUUAUGCAGAUUGGACCAAUAUGAGGGACCACUGGAAGCGAAUAUAGUCUUGUAAUAAUUGAAGAUUUAUGAUUAAAGAUAGGUUCGUUAGGAAUGAGAACAGGUGCUAAACUUGGAGAUAGUAUAGAUUAGAUUAUAUAACAUUUGUUGCUUGUAGCUGAAAUUAGUUAGCUCAAGGGGAGAAUAAACAAACUUUUGUUGUUGUAUGUCUUGGUGCAUAGAAUAGGACUACACAGAAAAGAAGAAAUGAAGGAACGGAAUAAUUGCGAUGCAGAAUACGAAAGCUAGUGUGUGUGUGUGUGUUUGUGGGGAGAACAUUUGAUUGCAAAUCUCACUUUAGAUUUGUUUAUAUGUUUGGAAUAUGGU